UCUGUCUCCCUCUUUCGCUCCUGUACUUUAUGGUCUUUCAAAAUGGCAGCCUCCAUGAGUUCAGAAUUUCUUGCAAGGACAGUGUGUGGCUCUUUCAAUAGGAUUGGCUUUCUGAUGGGGAGAGUUCCACAUGGAGCAAUGAGGGUAGCCAGACAGACGAAGGUAUUCCCCAAGCCUCAGGAGACAAACUAUGUACUCCCUUCUCAUCAUAGCAGAUGUCUGUUUCAUAGUGCAAACAGGCUCUCAAGCCAGAAGGAGGAUGUUGCCUUCGACGACACAGAUGCAGAGGACGACAUGGCGGUGAAUGAACUCAGCCUGGAGAUGAAGCCUAAAGGUUACAUGGCUGCCAGACCAGUAGAUGAUGUCUACAUGAUCUGUCAUUAUCCUCCACAAAUGGUUACUUUCCAUGAAGCUAUGGACAAGCUGCGAUCCCAAGAUCAGUGGGCGCACAUAAGAAAACCAGAGCUCUACAAGAAUAGGACAGUCACCAUCAGUAUUCUUCUAGAUAUGGCUCUUGAGAAAAAGAAAAAGGUAGUUGCCUUUACGAACAUGGUCAUCUUACCGCACCAAUUCAAAGAGGAUAACAAGGUGUUGUGUUUCGCAGAGGAUUCAGACACCCAGGCAGCCCUGGAUGCAGGAGCUUUCAUGGUUGGCAACGCAGACACCGUCCAAGACAUCGUGGACCACAGGAUACACCACAGGGCAUUCGAUUACUGCGUUUCCACCCCGGAAAUGAUGCCCAGCCUGACCAAACUCAAGGAGAAACUCAGGAAAAGAUUCCCUGCUUCUAAAAGAGGAUCCGUUAGCAACAAUAUCACUGCCAUGUUAAACCUGUACAGCAAGGGGCAUGAAUACAAGGUACAAGGCAAACACAACACCAUCAACUGUGCUAUCGGCAAGCUAAGUCUUACCAAUGAGCAACUAGAGGAAAACAUGGCUGCCAUCAUCUCAGAUGUCUGCUCACACAAACCUCUGGAAUUUGGGUCAUUUAUCAAGAAGCUCACUUUGACGGCUUUUCUCUUGGACGGUCAUGUGCUCGACUUUAAGAACUACCUUCCUGUCUCCGAUGAAGAUAAGAAGCUCAAAGAAGAAUUGGAAAAAUUAGAACAAUCAACGUGAUUCCUCUGAACUUUUAAGCCAUAUUUUAAAAAUUGGCAUAAAUUUAAACCUGGCUUAAUUGACCCUACUGCAAAUACGAUGUUCGACAGUAGAUGGCGACCUUCCUCCUACACUGCGCAGGUCAGCACAUGCGCAGAUAUGAUUCUGGGGAAGACGAUAAGACACGGUUUCUUCUGGCUUCCAUAGAAAAUGACCUGGGGAAUGAACAGAAAAUGACCAGACCUUUGUUUUGCGCCAUUGCCAUUCAUUUACAAGUAAAAGAGAAAUUGAAAAUCUAGGUUUUUUGUGGCGGUUUACCAUGUUAUAUCUGAAUGAAUGUUUAGGCAAGAUUAAACCUGGCCUACAGUUAGGUGGCUUUGGGGAAUAUGAGCUGCAGUUCUUUCAGUUUUUAUUGAGGAUUGCUCGCAUCUUCUUCAGUUUGAUAUAAUAUGAGCAAUGCAAGAACAGUGUUUGUGCCAUGCAACAUAUCUAAUCUAAUCAGGGGUACCAGUUUUCAGGCUUUUGCCUUCUUGUAGGCCAUGCCAUGUAAUGACAAAUAAAAAUAAUAAUCCACUGUUCUUGCAUAGUGCAUAUGGUGAUAUGAUUUAACAUAUUUAUGCGAUUCCAAAAGGGUUUAGAUUGUACAGUCAAACCUGCGUUAGUGACCACCUGUCUACAAAGAUCACAUUUUUUUGGUUUCCCUUGAAAAUGGUUUCUCAUUGAUACAUGUACUAUUGGCACCCGUCUACAAAGAUCACCUGCCUAUAAAGACCACCUUUCUUGUCUCCCUUGGGUGGUCUUUAUAGACAGGUUUCACUGUACCCUUGCCAUAGCUCAAGCAGGGCACUAGCUGACGGUCAUUUCAAAAAAAAGUUCAGGCAGAUCUUGAUACAACUGUAGAUAAAACGCAAAUUAUGUUAUGAUAUGUUUUAUAUACAUGCAAUGAUCUUGUAAACCAA
This is a messenger RNA of Strongylocentrotus purpuratus (purple sea urchin), 2057 nucleotides long. It is a transcript of the gene mrpl1, whose product is annotated as 39S ribosomal protein L1, mitochondrial. The coding region runs from base 43 to 1119 and encodes 358 amino acids. Lineage: Eukaryota; Metazoa; Echinodermata; Echinoidea; Camarodonta; Strongylocentrotidae. The record is from RefSeq and is a predicted model, not a curated record. The transcript has 9 exons.